Hevea brasiliensis (rubber tree) is the source of this 1018-nucleotide messenger RNA. RefSeq names its product serine/arginine-rich splicing factor SR45a. Gene Ontology annotation, cellular component: spliceosomal complex. The record is from RefSeq and is a predicted model, not a curated record. Gene Ontology annotation, biological process: positive regulation of mRNA splicing, via spliceosome. NCBI's taxonomy places the organism in Eukaryota, Viridiplantae, Streptophyta, Magnoliopsida, Malpighiales, Euphorbiaceae. The transcript has 7 exons. Bases 135 to 770 code for a protein of 211 amino acids. Gene Ontology annotation, molecular function: RNA binding.
CUCGAUGUUUAAUUACUCUGCCUAAUGUCACUCGCUCUUAUCGAAGGCUUUUCUCUUUCGCCAGAGGCAAGCAAACGCACCAUAAACCGGGUCUCAGCUAUCUGAGUUGACUCAGCGGAAUCGGCUCCGAAGAGAUGUCAUACUCAAGGGAAGGGAGAUCUGCUUCACCGCGCGCCUCAGUUUCACCUGUUAAAGGUCGUCGAUCAAGGUCCUUGUCAAGGUCUCGUCGAAGUCGAUCCAGGAGUCGUGAUUCUACAGAAGCAGCAAAUCCUGGAAAUAAUUUGUAUGUAACUGGGUUAUCCACUAGGGUCACCACCAGUGAUCUUGAGAAGUUCUUUAACAAAGAAGGGAAGGUUGUGGAGUGUCAUCUGGUAACAGAUCCUCGCACCAGAGAAUCCCGUGGAUUUGCUUUUGUUACCAUGGAAAAAGUUGAUGAUGCUGAUCGCUGUAUCAAGUAUUUGAAUCGUUCAGUGCUUGAAGGACGAUUAAUCACUGUGGAAAAGGCAAAAAGGAAUCGUGGCAGGACACCAACUCCUGGCAGGUAUCAUGGUCUGAGAGAUAGGCGAGGUCGUGGCCACAGACGGUCCCGCAGCUACUCACCUCGCCGAUGGGAUGACAGAGACAGAGACAGAGACAGAGACAGAGAUUAUUAUUCAAGGGACCGGCGUGGAAGAUCACGGUCUCCAUAUAGUAGGAGGGGAGAUGAUUAUGAUUCACAUAGGAGGCACAGGGAUCGCUCGUUGUCAGCUGACCGUGGCUACCGUAGAUAAACCAAGAAAGUCUCAUCUCCUCCCUCUUGCUCAUCAAACUUUAUCUGGAUUCCUUGUGGAAGUAUGUGCGGAAUUGCUUUGACAAUCUCCUUUCCUGGUCUGUAUUUGUAUCCUUAUAUAAUUUUUUUGUGUUAGGAUUUUAUGCGAUAAUAUGUUCUGCCAUGCAAUUGGCGAGUUCUCUGUUGUGAUGGACCAUUUUCUUUGCUCAUUUUGAUAAGAACAUUUUGUGAUGUUAAUUGGAUGACAAA